AUUUGAGCUUCCAUUCUUGCAGCGCGUUCUAAAUGUUCGUCAGUAUCCCCGAUCGAUGCAUGUCCUCAAUUUACCCUUGCUAUUUUGAUUUUACAUUUUCAUGGAAUUGUUGACUCAGAUAUCGUUAACAUACUGACAUCCUGUCACUAUCUAGGUUAUUUUGUCCUUGAAUUCCACCUCACUAGUUUUUUUUUCUUCUGUGAGAAUCAGGGUUAUAGUAUGUCCUCAGUAUCACUUGUUUGUCGUAAGUAUAAGAGGGAUUUGAAAAACAAGGAUAAGACAAAUCAUCUUUGCUAUAUCUUUCCAACUCACGGAACUACUAACAGCUGGGACUUCAAACAUAUUCUGUCACAACAUGUUCUAAAACAUUGUAAAGAACUUUUAGUAAGUUUUAGAUCACACACGUUUUUCAAAUCAAUAUCAAAACGACUUCUGAUAUUUUACACGACCAUUCCUCGUGAUAACAUAAAAACUAGAUUUCUUGACAUUAAAGACGGUUGCUUCUUCAACAAAACAGGAAAUAUUCAUAUCUAGUGAUCACUCAUUCAAAAAGUUACUUUCUAAAAUGCCACUCUGCCUCUAUGCACAAGUACUCUGAAGAUGAUAUUACAACGAUGAUUGAGCUCCUUGUUGACAAUAUAUCCGUAGUCUUUGGUAUUCAGGUUUGGAAUUCCCUUGUGCUCUUUUGUCAGCUGGCACCGGAGUGAUCCGCAUUUGCUUUGUACUUUGAUAUUUUAUUGACAUAGAUGAUAACGGCAAACUAACAAUUCAACAUUAUAACAAACGUUAUUCAUUCAGGUCCUCCGUCGUCAACUUUCCAUAUUUAUAGAACAAUAUUUAUGUCUCCCUUUCAUAUUGUUUUUGUCAUUUUUCUUCUUAUCAUUAUUAUUCUUAUUCUUCUUCUUCAACCAAAUUUUGUCCGGGCACUAACUAAAGAACCCUUUGACUUUAAGACUUCAAACUUGGAAUAUGAGAAGGGGGAAAGAGGGAAUUCCACCAAAAUUUUUGACCUUGACCCAUUUAUAAAGUCAAGGUCAAUUUGUUAUGUCAAACACAAGGAGAUGGUAUGGAGAAGGGGUGCCCGCCCCCCAAAACCGUUGACCUUGACCCACUUAUAAAGUCAAGGUCAAUCUUUUACGUCAACAUUAAAGUUUGACAUUAAAACUUCAAACUUGGAAUAUGGAGAGAUGAUAUGGAAGCGUGGACCAACAUUUUUUACCUUGACCCUUUUUCCAUGCAAGGUCAAAUUAAGAAAAACAUGAAAUGACCAUAGCUUUAGAACGCUUUGACAUUAAGACUUCAAACUUGGAAUAUGAGAAGGGGGAAAGGUGUAAUUCCACCACACAUUUCUACCUUGACCUAUUUAUAAAGUCAAGGUCAAUUUUGUAUGUCAAAAUAUAGUCCAGGCUAAAAGCUGACUUGACAACCGUUUGACAUUAAAACUUUAAACUUGGAAUAUGGAGAGGUUAUAUAGAAGAGGGGUGCACAACACAAACAUUUUUGACAUUCAUCCACUUACAAUGUCAAGGUCACUCUUUUACAUCAAGACUAUAACCUGAGAACUAUUUGACAUUAUGAUUUCAAACUUACAACUUAGAAAGCAGAUAUUAAGACAAGAUGUAAUGUACCAAAAUCUUUGACCUUGACCCAUUUCUUCAUUCAAAGUCACUCUUUUACAUCAAAAUAUAAUCAAAACUAUAACUUAGGUGUAAUAUUGAUGCAAGUCGUUGUUAUUGCCUCUUACGCUUGCACUCAUUGUUGCCCCGGCUAUUAGACAAUCAAACUUUGAAGGGGAUACAUCUGUUGUUGUUUUUUGUAAAAAAAAAAAAAAAAAAAAAAAAAAAAAAAACAAUACCUACUAGUUCAUUAUCAUUUACAUAUGGUGUUUAUGUCACUAAAGUGAUUCAAUACGCAUGAGCUUAUUUUGCGUAUGAUAAGUUGUUAAAUCAGGUCAGGCUACUGACAAACAAGUUGAUGCUAAAACAGUUUAAAAGCCUUCUUUAAAACCAUUAUUUUGCAAAUAUAUGGUCGUUAUAAUGAUCUAGUUUGCCAAUACGUCCUGCUGUUGUGUUAAGUGCUGUCUGACGUAUUUCAUACCGAUUGUUAGGCCAUUCUUUACACACUGAUUUGACUACGGAUUACUCCGUUUAACCAAUCAAGAUAUAAGGCUCACAGAGGGUGUGACCAGUCGAAAGGAAAUACUUACUCCUACUAGGCAUCAGAUCCUACCUCUGGUAUAUACAGGGGUCCGAGUUUCCCCAACUCUUAAGUUUUCAUUCCUUAUAGGAGUUAUAAGAUUGAUCACUGUUCUUUAUCGUAAGAGGCGACUACUAAAAACGGCAGUUUAGAUUGCAAACUCUAAGAUCCAGUGUCACAUGUGUGGUACAAAAAAGAUCCACCCCCGGUCAAAGGCCGUAAGCACUGAGCAUAUGCCUGAAUUUUGCUGCAUUUCACCGCCAAUGGUGACGUAUCCACGUGAGUGAAAGAUUCUCGAGCGAAACGUUAAAUAAUAUAAAACCAAUCAAUCACUAGUUUCAAUAAGUUGAUUUUUGUUUUCAAUUGCACACAAGCCACCAUUACUGAUGCUAAUUUCAAAAUUGACAGGUCAAUUACAGAUUGUCAAGUGUUUCUACGGUAUACUCCGGAUAAUCAAUAAUGAAAAUGCCUUGGCUCUAUAUGACUUUCCAUGCUGAUUUGUACUUGUCAUUUCUCCUGGAAAAAACAUUUUUGACUCAUUCCUUCUUUCCUUGCAUAUUUAGAACAAUUGCUAAUAGAAUAUUACGAAUUGGAGUAAAAAUCAUCAUGUGAAGACAUGAAUGUUGACAAUGCAAAAAUACAAAACAGGCUUCAGCAAGAAAAUGAAUGUCAGAUGAUAUUUAGUGUUAUAUACUUCGGAUACUGAAAGAUAAUUCUCAUAGUCCUGUGUUUGUACGGACAUAAAGGAAUUCUACAUGAUAAUGUAAAAAUAAAUACAAUACACGGGCUGGGUGUCUAUUGUCAUAAUACGUCGAAAAGCAUUCAUGGGCAGGCAACAGAGAGCCAGUUUUAUUCUUCUGCAGUUUUUUAUUUGUACUUGCCAGUUACACAAUUUCUGUUUAACAACCCCGCUAAAUAUCAAUUCAGAUAUAUUGUUAGCUAGUUUGGGUUCUCGGUGGAAAAGGAAUUGCUUACGAUUUGAAUUGUAUAACUGGUAGGAAACUUAAUAAAUGUUUCGUAUGUAUAAGAAGGAAAUACAAUUUAAGUUAAGUUAAACUCAAGACGCUAUAUUUAGACGGCAAUCACGUGACGUAGGUUUUUUCUAAUGACAAAUCGUAAUUCUAGUCCGAGGUUAACGAAAAUAACUAGCAGGUUUCAAACGCAGUUUCAAAAUAUUGCAUGUCUGUUGAAAAACUGUCUAGGUGAUGUAGGAAUUAAAGGAAGUAAAAUAUUCCAUCUUGACCCCCGAUGAACUAUCAAGAAAGGAGAAAAACAUGUUUGUUUUGGAUCAAAUGUUAUGUACUGGCUUCUGUAGCAAAACAAAUGGAAAGGAAAGAAAGUUUAGGACUUUUAAAAUCAAGAAAUUUGCAAAGGAUCAUUCAUUUUAGUUUACGGCAUCGGAUCCAAGUUCUUUAAAAACAUUGUUUCACAUAUUGACCAAAACGGAUUCCUUCCAAGAAUACCUAAAACAAUAAUGGGCGUCCAAGUAAUGCAUCCAGCUUUGAACAACCGAACAAUAGAGUUGUCUUUAAACGGAACAAUGUGGGAGAGUUUGGGCUAUUUAGCCAAAUGGCAAUCGACUUAUGUAAAACGUGUUUGGUUUACUCGUAACCUUUAAACACCUGACAGUUGUAAACUCAGACUGUUUUGGAAUACCUCAUAGCUUAAUUUAUAAACAGGAAGUUCUUCGUCAAGAACGUUCAGAUUAUAGAUUAAGAGAAAAAGAGAAUAGUUCUAUACGUGAAGUUCACCAUCAGACCUGUACAUUUGAGUAACAGGGAAGUUAAUGCUAGACAUUAGUUCUCCCGGUGAAUUUACUUUAUUUCCCUUCUAAAGUUUCCAGAAGUGCUUCAAGACACAAAUACUGGGGAGGUGGCUGUUGUAACAGAAUCAAACACAUGUAAUGCUGAAUUGAACGAUCCUGAUACACUAAUUAUCUUCAACAAUUAUACACGUACAUUCAAUAUCAUGAUUAUCAUUUUCAGUGUUUGUAUUGCCUUCUUAUCAAAUAACGGUCCUCCAGAAAAUAAAUCACUUAUUGGGUUUUCAAUUGAAUGUCUAGGUAAAGGAACAGUCACUACCAAUUUUAGAUUUCCAUGGUUUUGACUCGACCAUCAGGAUGGAGAAUCGAACGAGGAACUUUCAAAUCGUGAAGCGAGCACUUUAACGACAAUGUUGCUGGGAUAUUAUGGAAUACACUGUAUUUUAAACUAAUGUGUGUACAUGUAUAUUUCAAACGUUGUUUCAGAAUUCCAUUCUGGUUCUACAUCAAACAUAUGUGGAUCGCCUUGUGUCACGUGUAACCAUGGCAUUCAUGUGUGUAUGUAUUGUACAGCGCAUCAACAUUUACACACAAUGACAUGUCGAUACAGAUGUAGCGAGAUUUGCUCUAGUGAUGACUGUUUUGGCAUAGAAGAUAACUGUACCAGUGACAUUACGAAGGAAAACGAAUUCAACAAUUACAGAGCAGACGGGAUUCAAACUCACGACCCUGCCAUUACGACUCAAGAUUGACUGGAUACAAUAUUGCAAUGGUGGCUUGGAUGGGUUUUUUUUAUUCUGCACUCUGUAAUGCAAGAACAAGUACGUCAUAUGAUCUUUUUAUAUGUCUCAGAAAAUAACCGUAUUCCUAAAACAACUUUUAUAACUACUGUAAUCAAACAUGCAUUAUAUUCUGCAGCGUUCCACAUGUACAGGAUACUAUUUUCAAACAAUAAACUUAUUUACAUUUAUUUUGCACAUGAUUUUUGGCAUUAUUAUAUUGUAGAACUGACAAGAGUUCAUGUCACAAUGAUCACCUGAUCAUCGUACAUGUGAUGAUAAAAAAGUGAAAUCAUAUACUACAUGAAUGUAUAGACCAGAAUGUUCUCUUAUGAAUAUUGAUAUAUGAUAAUGAAUAUCUCAAGCAAGAGUAUAAUGUUCAAGACGCGAUUUUUUAUUUUUUUUUUUUUUUACAUUUUCCUAUUAGCCACCUAAUAUGCUAAAUAUAUUAACUUACAACAGCAAGAGAUCAAUAUCUUGCGUGUCGAAUGAGUUGAGGUAUAUGAACACCAUAAGCAGGUGAUAUAGAGCAUGGGGGCAGUAUGUUAGUCAACACUAAAUCAUAUAUAUUUCUUUACAUAUCAAGUCUGAUUACAGAUUGCUCCUUUCACUUGAUUAGAUAUAAGGUCCACGGCGGGUGUGACCGGUUAACAGGGGAUGCUUGAUCAUCCUACAUUGUACCUAUUGUCAUUUGAUCCCAUCUCUGGUGUUCCAGGGGCUCGUUCUUGCCCCACUGUCAAUUUUAUAUUCUUUAUAGUAUUUAUGAGAUUUAUCAUUUUCCCUCAUCUUUACUUUUUCAUACAUAUUUCUCAAACUUCAGAUAUCGGAAUUGACAAAUUUGAUUUAAUCUUAAUUGCCCAAGUCGAUCCAUAAUUUCUUUGGUUAUAUGAUUCAGAAAAGGAAUGUUGCAGUAUAUUAAUAUGUUUUACUAGUUUGUAAAAUAUUUAGGUUUUCAAGUAUCACUUAUUAAAUAAGUGAAUUUGGCUCUUUAGUUACCAUCUAUUGAAAUUCUACACUUCUUUGUAAUCGCGUACCUCCCAACAAUUAUGGAGAUGAGUUAUGGCUAACGGUGAAGCCCCUAAAUCUUACAAGAAUGAUACUUUUUAGGGAAAUAUCAAUCUGGAUUCACCUUAAGUUAAACUGGCUUGAUUUCUCAACGAUCCCCCAUCCCACUUUCUAACCCUCUGUAUAAUUUCAGGUUCAUGCAUUAUGCAUGAAAUUGAUUGACUAUGAAAACAACAUUUAACAAUCCCACUAAAUAUCAUAUUGAAACAAUGCAUAACUUUCCAAGAAAUGUAAUACAUUUAGAUACUUUGAAACAGACAAAUUCAGAACUAUGUCUUUAAUUGUCAAAAUAUAGCAUACCAAUUUCGUUGCUACAUUAUAUCCAACCAUUUAUCUAUGAAGGGAUAAAAGAUGAAAGUAGCUGAAAUCUUUCAUUUACAUGCAUGCAAGGUGAAGAUAACGAACAGUGAUCAAUCUCAUAACUCCUACAAGCAAUACAAAAUAGAUAGUUGGGCAAACACGGACCCCUGGACACACCAGAGGUGGGAUCAGGUGCCUAGGAGGAGCAAGCAUCCCCUUCUUCAACGAAGGACACCCCCCCUACCGCGACCAACGAUCUGACACAUUUGAAGCAAGGUGAAGAUAAUGAACAGUGAUCAACCUCAUAACUCCCACAAGCAAUACAAAAUAAAGAGUCCCUGGACACACCAGAGGUGGGAUCAGGUGCCUAGGAGGAGUAAGCAUCCCCUGUUGACCGGUCACACCCGCCGUGAGCCCCAUAUCCUGAUCAGGUAAAGAAAGGCGGACGGAAGUAUCAACAAGGGUCGUUGAAAAGCGAGAGGGAUUAUGCUUAGUACCAGAUCCUUAAUGAGUUCUCUCAGACGGAUUUUCUCACAACCACGAUUUAUUCGUUCUAUAUCAUUGUCAAAGGAAAUCAUGAAUUUUAAUCAACACUACAUCGUAUUGAUGAAAUAUUUUCAUGCAGUUCUUCCAAUAUUUUCAAUUAAAAUUCCAGAAACAUCGACAUAUACCAUAUGUGCACGGUCUCAGCAGACAUCAACAAAUAGUUCUCUGUCUGCCAAUCUUGGUUGUGAUGAGGACAUGGAGACCUGCUCUCUAACCAAUGAUGGAGUUAAUCAGUCCUGGUCUCUUGAAUUAGACAAUACUUAUACAGUCGAUUGGAUCUUUCUUUCCGUUGGUGCUGGUACCUACAGCAUUUAUGUAGAACUAAUUGGGAGUCCACCAGUGAAGUGUAUGGAUAUUAGACAAUCUGAAGACAAGAAACUUACACAGUUUCAGCAACUGAUUACCUGUAAAUAUCCUAAUGCUGCCUACAGGAAAGGAAAUAGAAUUAGCAUAAUUCGAACACAAAGUGGAAGAACAAAGGUGUUUGAAUUAAAACCAAUAGGACUUUCUGGUAUUAAUCGAUCAGUGCAACUGAAUUUUACGGAAUCUUCGAAGGGAGUGUCCAAAGCUUUAGAUAACGACAUGGACACGUUUUACCAAUCACCAGAACAGGUCCAGGCGUCUUGGUUCCUAAAAUUGGACAGAAACUAUGUGAUUAAGUGGAUUCUUAUAUCGACCAGGGGAGGAAAUUAUGAAGUACACUUUAAAGAAGAUGACGCACUAACGAGUUCAUCAACAGUGUGUCAGAAUUUCAGACUCCCUGGAAUAAAGCAACAGAACACAGCAUUGGAAUGUUACAAAGAAAUGAAGGGAGAUACAAUUAUUAUAAAAAGGACCGAUGAUGGACCAUUGAGGCUGUUUGAAGUGUACCCUAUAAUAUGUACUGCAGGUCGCUAUGGACCAAACUGCGCUAAAUGCAGGAAGGAGUGUGUGUCCUGUAGUCCUAUAACAGGUGUCUGUAACCAAUGUCAAGGACCGUUCUAUGGUGACUUCUGUCAGCACCAAUGUCCGACAAACUGUCUCAACGCCACGUGUGACCAGACAUCAGGGACGUGUGAGAGCUGUAUAGAGGGUUACUAUGGAAAGUGUUGCACUCAUGAAAUCACUACAGCGUCAACAAUUAAAGAAACUGAAGCGUUCACACGAAAAACCAACAAUGAUGAGGUCACCACAAACUGUGAUGAGGACACCACCAUUACUGGCAAAAUGGUUGCCGAACAAGAUACAAAUAGAGAGGUAUAUAACCUGACUGUCAUAUUGUUGACUGUUCUCGUGGUGUUAAUUCUGGUAUUGGUCCUAACUGUGGUUGUCCUCAUUAACAAAAGCAAGAGAACAGGAAAAGACAAAACAGAAAAAGAAAAUGGCCUCCCCGUGGAAUUCCAUAGAGUGGAGUCACGAAAUGAGUCCGAGCUGGAGGAGAUUCCCCAGGGCGAGUCUAUCUUUGUAGAGGAGGAAAUCGUUACCGUAGAGUACAGUAAUUUGAUGUCACAAAGAAUUUCUAUUGAUCAAUUCAUUAGAGAAUUACCAGAGAAAAAGGACAACGAAGUACUAGCGAAAGAAUUUAACGAUCUUCCCACUGGACUACUAGAAUCUCAUUCGAAUGCCCUGGGGGCAUCCAACAGAAAGGGAAACCGAUACAAAGGAAUUUAUCAAUAUGACUAUAAUUGUGUGAAGUUGAUGAGAGAAGAUUCAAAUGACAGCGAUGACUUUGUCAAUGCAUCCUACAUUAAUGGUCUCAACAAGGAACGAAGUUACAUCGCUGCGCAAGGUCCUUUCACCCCCAAGACGUUGGAGGAUUUCUGGAGCGUGAUCUGGCAGAACGACUCAACACGGAUCGUUAUGCUGACUAAUCUUUACGAGGGAGACAGAAUGAAGUGCCUGAAGUACUGGCCGGACACGCUGCUGGACAUUGGUCCUUACGUCAUCACACUAGACACUGUGGACGUGUAUGAUCACUAUGUCCUGCGAUAUAUGACUGUUCAACAUCAGGAUGAAGAGAAGAGGGUAACACAGUUCCACUUCACCACUUGGCCGGACAACUCCGUCCCAGAUGAUAUUACGUCACUCAUAUGCUUCCGUAACCUAGUGAGAAAUGGACUGAGCAUUUCAGAUGAGCCGGUGGUCGUCCAUUGCAGCGCCGGGAUUGGUAGAACGGGGACGUUUAUCUCCCUUGAUUAUCUCCUGGAAGAGAGCGUUAUGGAGCAGACCAUUGAUAUCAGGGGAUAUGUUGCUUCUCUAAGACAGCAGCGGGUAGGAUCUGUACAAACAUGUGAGCACUACAUCUUUCUCCAUGAUGCACUGGUUGAAGGACUUACAAACAUGAACGUUCGCCAUAGCUGUCUAUCUGUGUUGUAAUGCUGUUUUGUCAGCCAGUGCUGUCUGUUCUAAUAUUAUGGAUUUUCAAACUGUACAUGCGUUUCUGCGGAAUUAAUGUUUUCAUUUCUGCUUGAUUAAUGUAAAUUUUAAAAUAUUUCAUAUUUCCAAAAUUUAUAGGAUACGUACUUAAUUGGGGAUUGAACAUACUGUUAAUAUUAGCCUUAGAAUUGCAUUGUCUCUAGAACAAAAUUGAGCGUAUGAGUAUCGAAAAUUUAAUAAACAUGAGAAUAAUUGUCAAU
Molecule: messenger RNA, 9263 nt
Organism: Ostrea edulis (European flat oyster)
Lineage: Eukaryota; Metazoa; Mollusca; Bivalvia; Ostreida; Ostreidae
Product: receptor-type tyrosine-protein phosphatase alpha-like
Exons: 19
Coding region: 6589-9003 (804 amino acids)
Biological process (GO): protein dephosphorylation
Molecular function (GO): protein tyrosine phosphatase activity
Source: RefSeq, a predicted model, not a curated record